This is a messenger RNA of Nerophis ophidion (straightnose pipefish), 2497 nucleotides long. RefSeq names its product NADPH dependent diflavin oxidoreductase 1 (gene ndor1). NCBI's taxonomy places the organism in Eukaryota, Metazoa, Chordata, Actinopteri, Syngnathiformes, Syngnathidae. Gene Ontology annotation, cellular component: cytosol. The record is from RefSeq and is a predicted model, not a curated record. Gene Ontology annotation, molecular function: FMN binding; flavin adenine dinucleotide binding; NADPH-hemoprotein reductase activity. The transcript is spliced from 15 exons. The coding region runs from base 121 to 1905 and encodes 594 amino acids.
UAUCACGAUGCGACUUUUCUGCCGUAAAGUGUGACCAACAUGUCCGGAUAGGAGAUCUCUGAGCGUCACUGUGAAGCACUUUUACAUGAUUUUUAAGCCAUCUGUGAAAAUAAAUGCACAAUGCCAAUCCCUGUUUUGCUCAUCCUGUACGGGAGCCAGACCGGCACGGCACAGGACACGGCGCAGAGGAUUGCUCGGCAGGCGCUGAGAAGACGUCUGCAAGUGCGCGUGUUGCCUCUGGAUGACUACGAUGUGGCCAACCUGAUCUCAGAGUCUCUGGUUGUUUUUGUCUGCUCAACCACUGGUCAAGGAGACCCUCCUGACAACAUGAAGAAUUUCUGGAGGUUUCUCUUUAAAAAAACGUUACCGGUUGGGUCUCUGUGUCGGCUAGACUGUGCCAUACUGGGCUUAGGGGACUCGUCUUACCCAAAGUUCAAUUUUGUGGCCAAGAAGCUCCACAAGCGUCUCGUGCAGCUUGGCGCCACUUUGUUGCUGCCUGUUGGCCUCGCUGACGACCAGCAUGACCUGGGGCCUGAUGCUAUAGUUGAUGUGUGGCUUACAUCAUUUUGGCAAAACAUGGCUGCCUUGUACCCAAGCCUUACAGAUGUGGUCCCAUUGAGGGAAGAUGAGCCACUUCCUCCGUCGUACACGUUCCAUUUCUUGGAUGGUGUAAAAGAGAAGACCGAUGACUGUCGGAAAAUUAGAACACAACCAGCUGCUCCUUCCCAGUCUCAUCCCUUCUAUGCCAAACUUCUGUCCAACGUGAGGGUCACUGACCAACAGCACUUUCAAGACGUGAGGCACAUUGACUUUGACAUCAGUGGCUCCAACAUACAUUUUACUGCAGGUGACGUGGUGAUGAUGUAUCCUUGCAACGCCCCAGAGGACGUUCAGCAAUUCUGUCAGCUGUUGAGAUUGGAUCCAGAGGCUAAAUUCUCUCUUACAAGCACAAAUGGCUCUGCAGUCCCUGGCAGGCUUUCUCAGCCCUGCACUGUGAGCUACCUGGUGGAGAAGUGUUUGGACAUUGCAGCCGUGCCUCGACGCUCCUUCUUUGAGCUGCUCGCUACCUUCUCCACCAACGAGCUGGAGCUUGAGAAGCUGGUCGAGUUUAGCUCUGCAGAAGGCCAAGAGGAGCUGCACAGCUACUGCAACCGACCACGCCGCACCGCUCUGGAGGUCUUGGCCGACUUCCCCCACACGACGGCACAACUCAAAGCCGACUACUUGCUCGAUCUUUUUCCUCAGAUCCAACCGAGGUCCUUUUCCAUCGCCUCCUCUCUUCAGGCUCACCCUAACAGGCUGCAGGUCCUGGUAGCUGUGGUCCAGUACAAAACCAAAAUGUUUAAACCGCGGAGGGGUCUCUGCUCCACCUGGUUAGCCUCCCUCGAUCCCACAAAAGAAGAUGUUUAUGUGCCUCUCUGGGUGAAGAAGGGAAGUCUAAAGUUUCCCACGGAGAAGGACAUCCCCGUCAUAAUGGUUGGACCAGGAACAGGAGUGGCACCCUUCAGGUCAGCUUUACAAGAGAGGACUGCUGAGGGUAAACAUGGCAAUGUCCUGUUCUUUGGCUGUCGAUCCGAGUCCAAAGACUUCUACUUCAGGUCCGAGUGGGAGGAGAUGAUGGCAGUUGGACAGUUGAGGCUCUUUUCUGCCUUCUCCAGAGACCAGGAAGAAAAGAUUUAUGUACAACAGCGUGUCAGCGAGAACGCUGCACUCAUUUGGGACCUUAUUAGCAAUAAAGGCGCCUACUUCUACAUAGCAGGAAAUGCCAAACAGAUGCCGACCAGUGUGUGUGACGCACUCAAAAGGGUCUUCGAGCAGCAGGGAGGGCUGUCGUCCGAGGACGCCGAACAGAUGCUGACAGUCAUGGAACGCUGCGGUCGGUUCCAAAGUGAGACCUGGUCCUGAUCAGACGGAGUCAAGAAGGACAGCGGUCACAUGACUUCACAUCGGUGACAUCAUCAAUAUAUCUACUCACUCUAUGCACAGAAGAAGAUUUGAAAUUCUGGACUAAUACUUCAGUCCUGCCACCGCAACAAUAAAGAAGGACCAUGUACACACUUCAAAGAAUGUGGGUGCAUUUUAGAAACAAAGUUCCGACUGUCUUUUAGGUCGCGAAUGUGAGGUGAUUGGAUGAGUGUGAGUAAGGCCAUGAAGGAAAAGUAAGGGAGUGCCAGAGUGUGUGUGCAAUGUCAGCUUAUUGAGUGUGUGACCCCCACGGUCAGAUCUUCGUGUACACCACCUGAAAAAGAAAAUUAUGUUUAAUUCUGCAUAGACAGAUCAAUUUUGGUUGUGGAAAAAAAUCUAAAAGAAUGCACAAAGUAUUGUGUUAUUUGCUGUGUUAUAUUUACUGUUUCCUUAGUGGAAGAAAUUUGUCAAAAUGGGUUUUUUUUUAUAAGUGAUGUUAUGUAAGGGAUCUAGGCUGAGAUCUUAGGUUCAAGAACUUUAAAACCAGUGAAGUUGGCACGCUGUGUAAAUUGUAAAUAAAAACAGAAUUCAA